AUGCGCCAGCUGCGUGCGCUCGUCAUCCCUGGCGUAACCUGGCGCGAUGACAGCUCCACAAACGCAUGCGAGAAUAGACUGUGCUGCAAGAAGUUCUCCAUGCUGUUUAGCAAACACCACUGCCGCUGGUGCGGAAGAAUUUUUUGCAAUGACUGUGCCCCCCGCACUGCCAGCUACCGCGGAGAACUGCUGCGCUGCUGCAACGCGUGUCGUCUGCCGUUUAUCUUUCGCAGCAUCUACGAUCCUGCGUCGGGUAGACGGGAUGGGGCCAUAGCGGACCUCAUUUUCUCCUUUCUUGACAACGCCUCCAUCAACGCCUUUUUGCAGUCGUGCUACACGGCUCUUUCAGAGUUUCAUGUUAGUGGCUAUGAAUACUACGGCUGCAUUCAAGAGCGAUUUCCUUCCUUCUUUGACGGCGCACGCAUUGGGAAGGGCGUCACAGGCACCGUCUACAAGUGCGAGGACCGUCGUCGGUGUGAAUACCCACGUGUGGCGCUCAAAGUAAUUACGAAGAGUUCCACCUUGACGAUUACCGCCUGGCGUAAAAUCAGAACGGAGUUGGAAAUCAUGAAAGAUAUUGACCACCCGAAUGUAGCACGCUUGCUGGAGGUGUUUCAGACACCGCUCUGCCUCGUCAUUGUGAUGGAGGCCGGUGAUGGCGGCGCCCUGAAACAUGCGUGGGAGUUUGUGCGUACACGCCACUGCGACUUAGAGGUGUUUACCGCUAAUGUGGUUGCGCAAAUAGCCGAGGGGCUAGACUACCUUUACCGCGUCAAGCACAUUGUUCACCGCGACAUUAAGCACGACAAUAUAAUCGUUUCCCGUGACUUUAGUAAAGUGAUGAUCAUCGAUUUUGGGCUUGCGGAGUACAUCGCAAAUGAGAAGCGUCAGUUGUUUGUGCCGUGUGGAACAUACGGGUUUGCGUCGCCGGAGAACAUCCUGGCGGUGGUGGAUCAUUUGCGGCUCUUCGAGGCCUCCGGUAGCACCAUGCACCGUGCGGACAUGUUUAGUUUAGGGGUUGUAGCUUACAUGCUGCUCUCUGGGGUGCGUCCCCUGCGGGGGAAGCGGUUCGUGGAGCUGUACAGGGAGGUGCGAUUGGGGAUCCGCUGUGUGGGGCCAGGCUGGGCCAACAUCUCCAGCAGCGCCAAGUCCCUUGUGGAGUGGCUGCUCAAGACCAGCACAAAUGAGCGGGCAACGCCGAAGGAUGUACGAAGUCACCCGUUUAUUGUCAAUAAAGCGCCACUCAUAACGGAGAUUGUCAAGAAACGCAAUCAGGAGCUUCUCAUCACGGAGCAGCUGGAGGGCAACGAGUGGGUCUACGUUGUGCCGUCCAGUAGCUGUGGGGAGCCUGCAUGGGGGGAGGGUGUGCCAGGAAAUAGUACACACAACGGACGCUUUGGCUCCGCCCCACCCUUGAGGUGUAGGAUGGACUGCAGCGCAGCGACCAACAAUAAUGUACGCCAGUCACUGAUAAGAGAAAAGUAUGCUUGA
Molecule: messenger RNA, 1491 nt
Organism: Trypanosoma rangeli
Lineage: Eukaryota; Euglenozoa; Kinetoplastea; Trypanosomatida; Trypanosomatidae
Product: putative protein kinase
Exons: 1
Coding region: 1-1491 (496 amino acids)
Biological process (GO): protein phosphorylation
Molecular function (GO): metal ion binding; ATP binding; protein kinase activity
Source: RefSeq, a predicted model, not a curated record